UAAGACUAAAAAUGGAUGAACUGCUGACUCGAGAAAAGGAAUUAUUAAAGUUGAAUGCUGAACUGGACUCUAAACAUGCGAGUGUUGAGCCAAAGAAGAAAGGAGCCACAAAAUGUCGUCUUUCUAAACCAAGAAAUUCAAGGCCAACCAGUAAAACCAGGGAGGCAGAAAUCCAAGGAUCGGAGAAUAAAGAGGAGGACAAUUUUAUCUGGGCCCCACUUCCGGUCACACUUCCGGACCCCUUCACUCCAUCAGCAGGAGGAAAUACGUAUGUUUGGGCUCCAAUACCUCAGGAGGCGCCAAGAACAGAGGAAGUAAAUCACAAAGGAAAAAAGAAAAAGAAUAAUAAACGCUUAGAGCCAAGAAUAGAAGAGAUUUCCAUCCAAGAAGAACAAGAGGAACUCCAGGAGAACCAGAAAGAAGAAAGUUGGGAUCUUAGAGAAGUUCCAAGUAAAAUAUCUUUAGAUCACCAAACCUUUCCAGAAGAAAAGCUGAUUGGUAAGGUUGACCAGACUCAAGUAAAGAUCUUAAAUCUUAAACUUAGAUCGUAUGAAACUCAAUUGGAUCGUAUGCGAGAUGAAUACACGGAAUUAGCGGCAGCAAAAGAAAACCUGGAGAAGGAUAACAGGAAUAUUGAAGAGCAAAGACGACGAACAGAAUCACAGAAUCGAGGACUGACAAGCCAAUUGGAGAAACUCAGGGGGGAGAUAGUAGAUCUACGACAUAGAGUUGGAACUACAGAAGAUGAGAAUAUUCUUCUCAGGAAAGAAGUAGAAGAAGCCAAGAAAGAAAUUAAAAAGAAUGUGAGCAAGAAAACAACUUCUGACGUCAGGUUGAACCGUGCUCUGGAGGACUCCAAUAGGUUGAGAGGGGAACUUCAAGCUGCAGAAAGGGAGAAGAAGGAAGCAAAGGAAGGAGGAAGGAAGGCCGUUGAGGAUCUAACAAUUAAGAAUAAAUUCCUUGAAAAACAAAGAAAUGAAUUGCUGCAGGGAUUCAAGAAACAAAUGGAGUUAAUUGAUGUUUUAAAGAGACAAAAACUGCACCUAGAAGCUGCUCAUGUACUCAAAUAUACAGAGGAUGAAUUUAUGGAGACAUUAGAUUGGAAACCUACCAGUGCUAAUGGAACUGAAGUGAACUAAAGAUUGAAUAAUACCUUAUCACAAAGAUCUUACUUUUCAGUGUUAAUAUGUUGUAAUUUGUCUGUAUAAUACUGUAAAUAUAUAGUAUUUCAAGUUGUAA
Molecule: messenger RNA, 1239 nt
Organism: Eurytemora carolleeae
Lineage: Eukaryota; Metazoa; Arthropoda; Copepoda; Calanoida; Temoridae
Product: testis-expressed protein 9
Exons: 17
Coding region: 12-1139 (375 amino acids)
Source: RefSeq, a predicted model, not a curated record